AUGAAUAAAUAUUUGUUUGUCAAGAUAAAAUGAACGUUACUACCAUCUUCAAAAAGAAAGUUUGAUGUCAAGCUAGUCUAACCUGUUGCUAAAAAAGCAAGUGGAUUCUCCUAAUCCUUUAAUUUGAUUAUUGUCAAAGUGUCUUACCUCACAUUCAGUUCACAUUAUGAUCUCUAACUAUUGACAGAAGACAGCAAAAUGGUUUUACUUUUGACAUUUUUCUGCUUAAUGAGUGUUGCACAUGUAACGGGAAAGCAAAAGAUAAAUUCAGAAAAUAUAACACGGAUCUUAGACCGACUUCUUGAGGGCUAUGACAAUCGACUACGACCAGGUUCUGGAGUCUCUGUUACUGAGGUAAAAACAGACAUAUUUGUCACAAGUUUUGGACCAGUUUCUGAUGUUAAGAUGGAGUUCACAAUGGAUAUGUUUUUCCGUCAAAUGUGGGUUGAUGAGAGGUUAGCGUUUGAUGGUCCAAUUGAAAUCCUUCCUUUAAACAACCGCAUGGUGGAGAAGAUCUGGACACCUGACACAUUCUUUCGUAAUUCAAAGAGGUCUCUAUUACACAACAUGACCUCACCAAACAAGCUGUUCCGCAUCAUGCAAAAUGGAACAAUCUUUUACACCAUGAGACUAACCGUGAGUUCAGAUUGUCCAAUGCAGCUGAGGGACUUUCCUAUGGAUGGACACGCAUGUGCUCUUCUGUUUGGAAGCUAUGCUUAUACUAAUCGUGAAAUUAUCUACACAUGGAGGAAGGGUCUCGAGGGGUCUAUAGAUGUGCCACCUGAGUCUUCAAGCUUGCUCCAGUAUGAUCUUGUACGACACACAUUGUCCAGUCAAACCUACAAGUUCAGCACAGGACUGUAUUCUGUCCAGGUUGUCCAUUUUUAUCUCCAGAGGAAGCUCGGCUACCAUCUAAUCCAGACGUACAUCCCACUGAUUAUGGUGGUCGUUCUGUCUCAAGUCUCGUUUUGGAUCAACAAGGAGUCUGUGCCUGCUCGUACGGUGGCAGGUAUCACCACCGUCCUCACUAUGACCACCCUCAGCAUCAGCGCCCGCUCCUCACUGCCUAAGGUCUCCUACGCCACCGCCAUGGACUGGUUCAUCGCCGUCUGCUUUGCCUUCGUGGCUUCGGCUCUCGUCGAAUUUGCGGCUGUGAAUUACUUCGCCACACUGGAGGCCAACAGGGAAAAACGGCGGGUCUCCAAGACCUCCAUUCCAGACUCUACAGCCCAAGGAAGCGAUGAUGAGCCGGAGACGCCUCCAUCUGAUAACAGUGGAUUAAGCCGUAGGAGAACGGCAAACUCUGUGUUAGAGGCGCCCAAGACUCGCUAUCCCAUCUUCUUUCAGGGCUCUGCCGUCCCACCCAACAUGAUGCUGGCAGGCACCAGUGCCAUAGACGCAUAUGCACGAGUACUUUUUCCUCUGGCCUUUGGUAUCUUCAAUCUUUUCUACUGGUUUUUCUACCUCACCAAGGACACCAUGGAAGAGGCCAGGUUUGUUCACUUGUUACUCAUUCACAUAUGGAGCUGAAGUGUAGCUUAAAGGUGCGUUCACAUUAAAAUCUUAACUAUAACGCUAAUAUAAACAAUAUUUGUGUCCACAUCAGCGGACGAUAACAUUAUGUUAACAUUAUUUUCUCAUAGCCGUUGUUGAUGUUCAAAUCAACAAAACAGACUCACCCCUACCUCCAUCUUUUGCUGUCAUCAGCGCUCGGUUCAGGCUAAUGUCCAUCCUGUGCACUGUGCACCUUACUGCUGAUUGGCUACAAGGUUUUUUUGGUACUCGGGCCAACUUUGCUUAACAAGCUUAAU
Messenger RNA from Triplophysa dalaica, 1811 nucleotides. It is a transcript of the gene gabra6a, whose product is annotated as gamma-aminobutyric acid type A receptor subunit alpha6a. The transcript is spliced from 9 exons. The record is from RefSeq and is a predicted model, not a curated record. Gene Ontology annotation, cellular component: GABA-A receptor complex; dendrite membrane; synapse. Lineage: Eukaryota; Metazoa; Chordata; Actinopteri; Cypriniformes; Nemacheilidae. Gene Ontology annotation, biological process: monoatomic ion transmembrane transport; nervous system process; synaptic transmission, GABAergic. Gene Ontology annotation, molecular function: GABA-A receptor activity; benzodiazepine receptor activity; GABA-gated chloride ion channel activity. Bases 199 to 1530 code for a protein of 443 amino acids.